AUGGGACAAACUAUGGGCAGAAUGCCUGAAACGUGGGAUGGUCUUCUGGAAGAGAAAGACCGUGUUUUACAUUGGAGUUCCGAAGUGUUGGCGAGAGUGCAAGAUAAUGUUAGAAACGAGGAUACGUUCUUGAUGGAUUAUGAUGAUAACGUAAUUAAUGCCAAGGUUGACACGUGGAUUAAAACUAAUCGAACACGAGUUGAUGAGACAUUUAAAAAAUUUCCAUACGCGUCAGAUCAGCUAAGAAAUACAGUUAACACCGGAAUAGAAAAGCUUGCUGACGAAAUGCGAGCAAAAACGAGGAAAAAUUACCGGGAUGCAUACAGUGAUAUUAAGAAGUUCAAUAAGAAAGUGGAUCAAUUAGGUAUAGAUGAACGAAAAAUUCACGCCGAAAUACAAAAUCUGGAGGGCAACAUUCAAAAAUUCCAAAAGAAAUUUGGACCAUUGCGAUUAAAAGUUUUUGACAAUUUGAGAACCGGCGAGAAAAUGAUGUUCCAAGAUAAAAGACUAAAAAGCGAUUUUACGAAAAAAGUUUAUGAUAUUAAUCACAAAAACUCUGCCGAGUGCAUAAAACGGAUCGAUAGAUUGCUUAAAAAUUUCGAAAAACAGGCACCAAAAGAAGGACCAUAA
Acromyrmex echinatior (Panamanian leafcutter ant) is the source of this 630-nucleotide messenger RNA. RefSeq lists its product as uncharacterized. The record is from RefSeq and is a predicted model, not a curated record. NCBI's taxonomy places the organism in Eukaryota, Metazoa, Arthropoda, Insecta, Hymenoptera, Formicidae.